GGAGGAAGCGAUGGGCGACUGAUCGGACCAGUCCACUGAAGGAGAGCUUCGCUGAUAAUCGUGUUCGGAGGGACUUGGACUUAGCGCCAUGGGACAUAGACAUGUGCUGGCUGACAGGUGCGAAUGAAUCAAAGUCGCACGAUGGAUGAUUGGGAAGGAGAUUCGACACGAGGGAGUCUGCUCCUUAUACUUCUCGGGCCCUCCCCUCGGGACAAGGGGGGAUGGCGGCCAGCCCGAUGGCCAACCCGAAGGGGAAAGAAACCAGGCCGAGCAUCAGUGCAACAAGCCCAAGCUCACGGCGAGGGGCCGCAUGACAGGGGAGUGUGGAGAGCCGACGGUCGACUCAGGGUGUGAAGCUAUCCCGACUAUUGACGCCCUAAGCGGAGACGGACAGGGUCAAGCCACGGGCUUCUCCGCCAGACCGCCACAGAUCUGUUCGCAGUCCGCAGUUGUUCGGUGCCGGCGGGGCCGUAGUAGCGUGGCUGUGCAGCCCUAUUUUAUAGGCCUGAGGCGGCCAGGCAUGCAGAUGGUCGACAAGGAAGAUGGAUGUACUGAGCAAGGUCUCGCGUCCUCGCUCCUCGCUCCUCGCUGCAUCCUUGUCGCGAUAAUUAUUCAGUAGGUUAUAAUUUGCUAAGCCCUCCAAGAGUCUGCUUAAUGCUUACCAGUCAGCACAUCUAUCCAUUAUCCAGACCCGAGAACCUGGACACCUCCAUGGCGCUAGAGACACCAGGAUUUGAAAAACACGGACAUUAGCGGCGAUUCGCUUAUCCCAACCUUUGAUAGGAUCAUAGGAGACGAAAUAGAUUAAUAUUACGAUGAGUAUUAAGAGCUAGCUGAGGGCCUAAGAGAAGAAUGGUGAAGAAUAGCGAUGGAGAUGGAGGAGUGGAGAGGAUUUUGGGGGGAGGGGGGCGAAGGG
This is a messenger RNA of Aspergillus brunneoviolaceus CBS 621.78, 916 nucleotides long. RefSeq lists its product as uncharacterized. Lineage: Eukaryota; Fungi; Ascomycota; Eurotiomycetes; Eurotiales; Aspergillaceae. Bases 146 to 619 code for a protein of 157 amino acids. The transcript has a single exon. The record is from RefSeq and is a predicted model, not a curated record.